This is a messenger RNA of Protopolystoma xenopodis, 360 nucleotides long. NCBI's taxonomy places the organism in Eukaryota, Metazoa, Platyhelminthes, Monogenea, Polystomatidea, Polystomatidae. The record is from the annotation of a GenBank genome assembly.
GUCCCUUUUGGCCAUCAUCCCCAUCUCUUGCCAUUUUCUCCAUUUGGAUCACUUUACAGUGAUGAAGAGCAGGAACCUGAGGAUGUGUUGAUGUUCCUCUCAAUCUCACCGGAUGUAGAUAACCCCGACGGAGAACUUUCUGGUGGCGAAGAGGCCCCUGGAAACGCUGGUGAUGCCAAUGCUGUAAAUACCGGUAUGGCCAACGGCAUCUGUGCCGAAAGCUCAGGGAAUGGUCCGAAUGCAACCAAGAUUUCUAAGCGGACUGGAUCCCCCGGGUCGAUAGGUGGGUCUGCUAGAUCUCGCGCCUCAUUCAGCAUUGAUCUCCCCGGAGUCCAAACAGAUGAGAGUGACAGAAUAUAA